AUGGCGGCCGCUCCGGUCGAGUCUGUGCAGUGCUUUGGGCGGAAGAAGAACGCGGUGGCCGUCACCUACUGCAAGCGCGGCCGGGGGCUGAUCAAGAUCAACGGCUGCCCCAUCGAGCUCGUGAAGCCGGAGAUCCUCCGCCACAAGGCAUACGAGCCCAUUCUCCUCCUCGGCCGCCACCGUUUUGCGGGGGUCGACAUGCGAAUCCGCGUCAAGGGCGGCGGUCAUGUGUCUCGGAUCUACGCCAUCCGUCAGAGCAUCGCCAAGGCGUUGGUCGCCUUUUACCAGAAGUACGUCGACGAGCAGGCCAAGAAGGAGAUCAAGGACAUCCUAAUCAGGUACGACCGCACCCUCCUUGUCGCAGAUCCCCGCCGCUGUGAGCCCAAGAAGUUCGGAGGUCGCGGCGCCCGCGCCCGCUACCAGAAGUCCUACCGGUAG
Spirodela intermedia is the source of this 438-nucleotide messenger RNA. The record is from the annotation of a GenBank genome assembly. Lineage: Eukaryota; Viridiplantae; Streptophyta; Magnoliopsida; Alismatales; Araceae.